GAUUUAGCUGAUGUGCUGUUGUUUCAUCUGAGUAUCACAGGUCCUUCAGCCCUCCUCUCAUGCAUCCUAUGUAGAGCAGAAUGGGGAACGAAACAAGCUCUACCCCACCUACACCGAGCGAGACCCCAACAUCGGAGCAACUCUCCGUGUUAUCGGUGAGCUCCAGAAGAAAGUCGUCGGUGGGGUCAAAUUUACAACAGACCCCCGAGGACCCCCCUGAGCCCGAUCUGAGCAAUCUCACGGAAGAGGAGAUCGCCCAGAUAAACUCUGUGAUAUUACGGGCGAAAGAAAUGCAAGAAGAGGAAGAGGAGCGUGUCAGGAGAUUGGAAGAGGAUUACGCAUCUUAUGCUCAAAGUGUAGUUCAGAAAAGAUCCGAGGCCGAGCAUGAAUCGAAAGGCAGAAACUUGUGUCCUAUUUGCAAUAAGGUGGAACUGUUGUUAAGGGAAGACGGGACUCGGGAUGGCCAGAACGCCUGCGUGGACUGCGAACGUGUUGUUUGCGAUGAAUGUGGAUUGUACGAGACUUCUUUAGCAACUAAGCUCCAGGAAUGGGUCUGUCACAUCUGUCAGCGGAGGAGGCGCUUAGUUUUAAGCACAGGUCUAUGGUACCAUGGCUUCCACCCGGGUCAGGAGAGAGGACCGGUAAUCCGGGGGCUGGAUCCCUCUGUAGAAGGGGCGUCGGCAGACGACGGCGAACGCCCAAUUCUCGCGAGAUCCACGUCGGUGAACGGUUACAAGGAUGUGGGUGACGAGAAGCGGCCGAAGAUCACAAGACAGGUUUCUCUACCGGCAGACAUGGCUUGUGGCGGCGAAAAGAUGGCAGUGCCCGCAAAAGAUCCCACUUACAGUACGCCGGGCGAUGUGGCAGAGGAGUCAAAAAGUAGCCAAGGGCAUUCAAGACUAAAAGGCGUGCUCCUGUCAAUGGUGGGACCAUGCGGUGUGGGGCAGAGUACGAAGAGCGACUCCGAAGACAUGUCAGAUUUUGCGUCAGACGUGGACAUGGAAGAUUUGACAGCCCAAAGAGUUCGAGGAGACGGUUCCAGUCAGGAAGAUGUCAGUGACGAGUACUCUCUCAUGAGCAUAGUCAGCACUACCACUGACGACACUGAAGAUUAUUUCCGCAUUUCUAGGCGUCCCAGGCCGAGAUCUCUCAACCUCUCCAGAUCUCACAGUGCUACCUCGUCCGACGACGACACGGAAUACACGGAAUACUCAGGGGCUAAACUAUCGGAUGAGGAAGCCGACCUGAACUUUGAAGCAGAAGCGGCUCCGGACCAUGAAGAAUUCCGCCGUGCUCUCGAAGGCUUGUCGGCCAUGGCAGAGGAACACGACGAUUUGGAUGAUUUCCCCCCUUCUAUGCAUGUUUCCAUUCCUAGAACUCAUUCUUUAUCCAUGGCCAGAGCAGAAAACGGUCAGUUUGAAGCUCGCCAGGUCUACAGUCCUAGCCCCCCACGGAGUCCUAGUUGGAGGGAGGGACUAGAAAGCCCACCUUUUUCUCCUCGCCGAAAGGACUCUUACCCGGGCAAAAGGCGAUCAAUAUCAUCGCCUGUGUCCCCGAAAGAUAAACGCCAUUUCUUUACCUAUACAGACAUGUCUCCCCCAUCAAGGCAGAUUUCUUUGGAUGAGUUGUAUGGGGAAGAUCAUGGCAUUGGGGAGCCAAAUAGAAUACAUGGUGCUAUGAACACGGCACAGAGACCUGCUCCGCUAUCGCCUGAAGAGGUCCGAGAAUCGUUCACAUCAAACUCAGGAGAACAGCUUCAACUGGAUAUACCUAUCAAAACUAAAAAGAACGGUGAUUCUGACGUCAGUGUGAAGAGUCGUAAAUAUAAGGAUCACGAUUCUAUAGGUGUUGUAGACCUGGCUAGUUUUGCUGCGACGGUAGCAUCAAACACAGCCAGUUUGACGUCUAUGAGUGUUAGCCCUACAAACCUGAGGGUUGUGGAGGACUUGCACCACACAGAUCAAUUGUCACCGGAUUCCCAGGCCAGCACGGACAGCACGUCUCCUGGGUCCCCUGGCUACAGUGACGACCACUCUUACUCUGAGGAAGUUGAUGACAUUGAGCUGGCAGAUCCAUCAACGAAACCAAUUGACUAUCAAAAUACAAAGCGCCAAAAACAAAGGCCCCCGUCGACAUCUGCCGAUUGGUCUCCAGUCGUGGACUUGUCUCCCAUACUAGAUGUGUCACCCUCAGUAGAAGAAGCGGAACAGGAAGACAUGUUAGCUCAACAGGAGGCACUGCGCAUGCGCAUGUCUCGUGUUGGUGAGGAUGAGGAAAGUGAUGAAAGGGUUGAAAAAGUAGAAUUUAUAGAUGGCGACGAUGACCACGAUUAUCAAGAAUUGAAUCUUGUGCGUGGUGGAACUGAUGGUAAUGGAGACGAUGAUGAAUUUAUGAUUACUCCUUUGAAAAGGUAUCACAACAUAGAGGACAUAAGCCAAAUAGACAACGGUAACCUGUACGAAAAAGCCGAGGCGUUUGGUAGUGAGUGUGGAUUCGAUGAGGACAGACAUCACCUUCCAGUUUUAUACGAGCUUCCAGAACUUUGCGCCACGUCAAAUUUCGAUACGUCUUCGCAACCAACUGUCACAUAUAGCUCGGUGCAAAAAGUUUCUUCUGGCGAAGAUGGAGUGAAAGUGGAACGCGUCGCUGAGAGGGGGAUAGAGAUGAUAACGUAUCGCCGAAGUGGAGAGAUGGAAACUAUACCAGAAAUAAAUGGUAAUGUUACUGGCUGGGCUGAUGAUGGCUGCCAGGCCGGUGCAGCUGCCUCACCUAUUCCUGCACCAUCUGUGUCUUCUCCAUCAGCUAGCAACCCCAGGGCAUCCACAUCCUCACCUUCAAUGCAAUCAACACCUUCACCUCCACCUGGCCGCGUGCGGCGAAAACUGCCAAAACCAACGCCAGAGAUUGUAGCGACUCAGAAAAAACCCUCACCUUUGAAACCCGCCACGUUAACAGCUUGGCUGUCCUCAUCGUUAGCUAGAACGUCCGCGGGAGAAUCUGUGACAGAAGAGCCUGAAAAGCUUCCCACUGACAACGGUGACUCGGUGGAAGUAAAAGCCAGUCUAGUUGAGCCAACCAAAGUAUCAAGUCGUGUGGAGAUGUUUGAAAAGCUCGGAAGCAGUCAGGACGAGGAUAAAGAGUUUGUAGAGAAACCAGAGGUGGCACCCAAGAAACAUGCUUUAGUUAAACAGGACUCAACGGAAAGGAAACGAGCGAAAGACUUAAAAGCAAAACCGAAUCCCCUAGUAAUUAAACACAUAGAGUCAGAGGAGCAGACAAUGUCACCUCAGUACAAAGUUAUGGAAUCCCCUGUCACACCUGAGGGCAAAUCGGUUCGCAGAGAUUAUUCAGAAAGUAGUUCCCUUACACCAACGUCAUCUCCAGAACAUGAUGUGCAUAUAUACCCAUCACCAGUUACGCCCCUUGAUUCAGACUCGUCUCCCCCGGAGCCUCAAUCGCCCUCUUCAAUUAGCCAAGCGGCCGAUAAGGAAAAAUUUUCGUUUCCUGUAACACAGGAGAUUCAUGUAAAGGAGCCUGUGCCAAUGGUGGAUAAACCAUUAGCUCCAGUUGUUCAUCCUCGCCCUGUGAAGGCCGAGAAAACCAAGGCUGCGGCCCAAGUACCUAAACCGAAGCCGGUAAAGGCCGCUAAACCCAAACCCCCACCAGUUAAAGAGAAACCAAAGCGCAUACGAAGACGUCUCCCGUCCGUUCCUUCAGCCGAAAGUUCGGAUGAAUCAGUCAUCACGUCUACUGGACAAGCAGAUGAUGAGGAGAGGGCUCAGAAGACACAAGAUCGUCCAGACAAAGCUGUGACUUUAAAGUCAGAAAAGCAGAGCUCAUCCAAAACACAUAUAUCUGAAACCUUACCAAAAGCCGGUGCUAAGACAUCGGGAUCACACAAAGACACCAUAGCUGAAAUUCACGUUCCGGGCCAGAAAUCUGCUGUGACUGGCACUGGUGUAGUCAGAACCAGAAAGACGCCCGGUACACCGGACUCUAGUGGUCGGGGAGAGAAAGCGGCCAAACAAACGGACUCAUCUUCUCAAAAGACCGUUCCAAAAUAUGAACCAAAGAGCAGUGGACUUAAAGCUGCUUCUCGGGGCCCCGACAAAAAGUCAUCUUUAGAUGCAAGUACCCGAAGUGUUACACCGACAGGAAAGGGUGGUGCAAAACCUGCAAGAAGUAGCCCUUUGCCUACAAAACGAAAAGUGCAAAUUAUGGGGCCUGGUGCAGCGACAGAUAACAAAGAUGAUACAGAAGUAUCGAAUAAAAUCAAGGAAGCUGCAGACAAAGAAGUGAAAAGAAUAAUCGAGGAAGCAGAGCUAUACUGUCGUAAUAAUGGCGUAGCUGAAGAUUUACAAAAGGAUACCAAGGGAACAUCUGUAAGUAAAGUGGUUGCUGAAUUCGAAGAGAAACAACGACCAAAAGAAACACCUACCCGGCUGAGAAGAUUUCCAGUCGAGAAAGAUGUUGACAUGAUUCUUAGAGAUGAAAUAGGCGAAAGUGAUCUCCUUAUUGAUUCCUUGAAAAGUAUAUAUGGAGUCCCUAUAACAUCUGCAAUGAAAUCUCUGAAACGGAGAAUUAUUGAGGAGCUGAAAUCCGCAACAAUGCGUCGGCGAAAACAAUUAGAAGAACUCGAAGAAAUUAAAGCUUUAGAGUAUCAAAUUGAGCAAUUAAAGCUUGCAAAGCUGGGCGAGGCUAUGUCAAAGCAGAAACCAAUUCCAGCCCCACGAGGAGGCCGGAGGACUCUUGCGCCGUCGGAGCCCAGAUCUGGACAAAGGUCGAUGUCACCAUCGAGGACCUCUCCACAAGUGCCACAGCGACGAUCGCGACACAGACGUCAAGCCUCAGAUCCUUCUAUUGUCAAGUUUUCCCCAAUAAAAGAAGACAAAGACAUUGAAGCAGCGUUUCAGGCUAAGCUUGAGGAGCCUGUGCCAGAGAAACGUUUGGAAAGAUACCCUACGGAUGACAGCUCUCAGUCCGGUCAAAGUGACGCAGAAAGCACUCGAUCAGAGCCGUUAAAUUCUAGAUACAAAAAAGUCAAACCGUCUGCUUAUGCUAAAAUGUUUUAUAGUGGGAAAUCAAUGUCAGUAGAUCGGCUUCAGCCGGAUUACUGUACAUAUUCUGGUUCCGAUAGGCUGUCUUUACUCGAGAGUGUGUCCGAUCCUCAUUUAGCCGACGGAAGAUCCGCAUAUCUUAAAUCUAACUUUCCAGAUGACGACGAUCCUUACGAUCGAGAAGAACGGAAGUAUAUUCUACAAAUGGAAAUAAAUAAAAGAAAGAGACAAUUAGAAGAAACAGCCAGACUGCAGCAUGAGUUAAUGCGCUUGUCCAGAGACCCGGACACUUUGUACCAUAGUUACGAUGACAUACCUAUCCAAUACAGAUCUCGUGCCCCGAAUCGUCCCAUACCGACGGGAAUCAUUAAACCGCUGGACGACGAAACGCCUCGGCCGGAAGUACAUACACCGGAAGACUACCGGUUGUAUCAAGAACUCUUGGCUGGUCGCAGGCCGGUAGAUGUGUACACCACGGCUCAAGCCAACUACAGUUCUACGGAAUAUCUUGCUCACAAACAAGAGGAGUUUAGGCGACAGACUUAUGACGAUUACACCCAAUACGAUGAUAUCUAUGCGGACGAUGUCAAAUUUAGAGAGCAGAGAACGAGAGACUGGGUUCCUCGCCAUGACAGACUUGAUGCCUUGGCGUACCCCUCGGGGACUGCCGGUCGUGAGGGUGUCAUGUCAAGCAGUACCACUCUCCCGGAUAUUUACUCUCACCGGUCGGACGUUGAUUUUGUACCAACGCGAGAAGCAUAUGUGAUAUACCAUUCGGAUACUGACACCAAUAGUCCCGCCAGUGAUUUUACGCCGGCAAUGCCCUUGCUGGACGAUGUGACGACAAGAUCCAGGAAAAUCAUUCACAGUAUUGGAAGCAGACCUAAUUCGGCUGAGUUUAACUUCCCUGGUGGAGUUGAAGAUCUUCUCAAUGCAAUUCAUCGAGUCGAAAGUGAUAACAGCGUAGAUGCGGAUGAACCAAUUAUGAAGCACAUGACAGAAGGAGGCGUCACAAUAUUAAAACAACUUGAACGUAAAAAGCAGCCUCCCCCUGCAGAGCCCCGGAAGUACACCUUUCCCACGAAGCGUAUCCUCUUGACCAGAGACCCCAGGGAACGGUCCAUCCGGGUAGGUAACGGUAUCGGGAUGAAGAUCGUUGGUGGCAAGAGGUAUCCAGGGACUCACGACCUGGUCGCUUAUGUCCAAGCCAUCUAUCCCGGAGGAGUGGCCGAGCAGCUUCAUGGUGAAUUACAGGAAGGGGACCAGAUUGUGGAGUGGAAUGGGGUUCCAUUGACUGGACGAACUUACGAGGACGUACAGCAUAUCAUUUCUAUACCAAAUGGCGAGAUUGAAUUAUUGAUUCGGCCGGGAACACGCCUAUCCACCAAACUCGCCACCGACUGUUGCCGCAAAUCAUCAUCCGCGCCCGGAAGUUGUCACUCCUCUUACGACAACCUCGAUGACGUAAGAGACCUGGACGAUUUCGACCGGUGUUAUGAAGAAUCCCGGGGCAUUGACCCCGACCAACUAGCCGCCCAGUUGGAGGGGAUUCAAGAGGCGGUCUCUCCUGUGGCCUCGCCCACGUCGUCACAACCAGACUACACCACGCCCAGUAUGUCAUCGCCCUGCAGCACCCCUCGCUCGGAACCCGUCUCCACGACAUCAGAGCGAAACAGACUCGCCUCCGAAAGGGCACCUGUUCUCGAAAGUACAACAGAGAUGGGAGAUAUUCAGCUGCAACUUAGUUACGAUGAUUAUGACAACACACUCAACAUCCAUAUCAUCCAAGCUCGUAAUUUGUUGCCAAAAGAUAUGAACGGCCUAUCUGAUCCUUUUGUCAAAGUUUACCUUUUACCGGGAAGGAAUGCUGAGAACAAACGGAGAACAAAGCAUAUCCCCCGCAGUCUGAAUCCGGAAUGGCAUCAGACGAUUAUGUUCCAAGACGUGCCCAGGGAUGAAAUCCGCCGAAGGGUAUUGGAGUUUACUGUCUGGGACUACGACCGUUUCAAAGCAAAUGACUUUCUGGGAGAGGUGGUCAUAGACUUAUCAGACGAUGGAUAUCUGGAUAAUAAGCCACACUGGUAUCCUUUAAGUGAUCAUGACGAGAAUACGAGUGCCGAGUUACCGAAACCUACCGUUCUUCCACCAUCCCACGAACACUCAACAACUCCCAAGGGAAAACCAUCCGUAAACACCGGAAAGAGCAGAGCCGAGAAAUCUCAAAAAGAGCCUGUUGCCUCUGAAGAGAUGUUCAGCCAAGGGCUGGGGAGACGGAAAUCUUUGGGAAAUCUUCUGGAAGUGGACAGGCAUCAUGCCACAGAUUUUUCGUCCGCGAGGUCAUCGCCAAUUCCAACUUACGGCAAAGAAGAGGAGGCACAGGCUAAUGAACAUUAUUAAGGCUAAAAGCACCGAUUCCUGAGGUACCAUACACAUUACCGAUGAGAUUCUUACUUACAGCAUGGAGGGACUUUGUGAACCACCAACAGAAAGAAACAGCAUGUCGUUAGUCGCUGCUGUUCAUAUAAGCAGUCGGUGCCCUUUAAAUGAUGGGACUGGAUGGCAGGUUGAAACUGCACGUCUGUACAAGUAUUAGUUCUGCUACACUCUUGAGUGUUAGGGAACCAAUGAUUUCAUAAGAAUACCCCUGUUUUGCUUGUUACCUGCUGGCCCAUGUAAACAAUGCUAAUUAAACCAGGAAUAAGUAUGACAUAGCAUAUCUAUGAUUCUCCAGAUGCUGAGAUUGCUACUGUCGCGAGUCUCGCCACGAGAGAUGAGGGCGUUACUGUGAACAGAGUUGUGUGUUUUUUCAAAAGUAACAAUCCAUUACAAUCGACCAUGCACACCAUCAAAUCAAUCCUUCUACAAGACAUCCCCUCCACUUUCGAGUAAAAACCAUGAACUCAAAAAUAAUACUUUAUCUGCUGAACAGGCAAAAGAAUCACUAAUUCGGCAAAUAUCCACGGCUUAUGCAGGAACAGGUUGGUCCUUAAGUGUGAAUUGGAAUGUGAAAUGUGACACGCAUGGUGUUCAAUGAACUAGCGGACGGGCAGUGGAACUUGGUCUGGAUGAAGUAGUGCAAAGAUGCAAUGCAAUUGGUUAUGGUAGACGAUCGAUGACGAUGAAGAAUAUCAACAGCUCAUCAGGGUGCCGGAUCAUCAUUUGUAGACAAACUCGCACAUAUACGCACAUGCAAUUGGAUCUCCGAAUGUUACAUUUCAGCAUAUAUGUGUAUAAAGUAUACAAAUGCGUAUAAAAAAUGCAUUAUGCGAAGGCAAUUAAAAUAGGCUAUCGGCUUUUUUUGACGAGAGGAUGGAAGAACUAUUGUUCCAAUUGGAAAAAUAGAUAUUAGUUAUAGUUUUUCAGAAUUAUGUGUGAUUUGAAGCUUUAGCGUGUAAUAUAUGAUAUGCUUUUAUUGGUGCCCUCAUUUCGCAACACAUACAUACAUAUUGUACCAAAAGCGACAUUAUGUAAAAAUUCAUUGCUCACGUUACCAUUAUAUAUGGCUUCGCGGAGUGACAUUUUCUUAUUUAAAAGCGUGCUAGUCCAAACUGACAUUCGCGAUUGCCUGGCGACACUGUUUUGAUGUUGUAUAUUUGAGAUACUUGAAUGAGAUUUAGCAUGUGUGAUGUUUCGUCAUUAUAGUUACUGUGUUAACUCUUUUACGAACGGAUAUACGAGUAAAUUUUCUCAUCUCAAAUAAGAUUUAUAGAUUUCAUCGCUUGUGUCAUUGUGUAAAGGUUGUUCUAUAUGGUUGGUUGUCACAAGCAGUAUUGUGAAAUUGAUAGUGCGUGCUAGAUGACGUGUUUUACAAAUGCUCAAAAAUAGUAAG
Molecule: messenger RNA, 8886 nt
Organism: Liolophura sinensis
Lineage: Eukaryota; Metazoa; Mollusca; Polyplacophora; Chitonida; Chitonidae
Exons: 21
Coding region: 81-7454 (2457 amino acids)
Biological process (GO): intracellular protein transport; protein localization to synapse; presynaptic active zone assembly
Cellular component (GO): membrane; GABA-ergic synapse; cytoskeleton of presynaptic active zone
Molecular function (GO): structural constituent of presynaptic active zone; small GTPase binding
Source: RefSeq, a predicted model, not a curated record